Molecule: messenger RNA, 4497 nt
Organism: Zootoca vivipara (common lizard)
Lineage: Eukaryota; Metazoa; Chordata; Lepidosauria; Squamata; Lacertidae
Gene: DESI2
Product: desumoylating isopeptidase 2
Biological process (GO): protein deubiquitination
Molecular function (GO): deubiquitinase activity
Source: RefSeq, a predicted model, not a curated record
CCCGCUUUGGGUCACGCGAGGCGAACUUUCGCGCGGAGAUUCGGAAGGCCGUUGGUCGAGGAACCCUCUCGCAUUCCAGCUGCCAGAAGAAGGCAGAACUGGGGAAAGGACUCCCGCUUCUUCCCUUUGGGCUGCGCGGCCUGCCCGGAAACAUGCCUCCUCGCGCGCUGCAUGCUGGGGGUUGUAGUUUGGGCGCCUCACCUCCCCGGUGCUGAAGAUGUGGGCAAGCUGGAAGGGCUCCUUCGCGAAAGCUGUUGGCCGAGGGGGGAGGAGGGGGCGCGCGGGUGGCGCAACAGCCGCUCCUCAGGGAAGGUCACUUUCGCGCGUCCCCCGCGGCCCGUAGGGGCGGGCAGCGGCGGCGGGAGCAGCCCGGAGACAAACAAGAGAGGCGGAGCUGUUCUGAGCCCCACCCGGGUGCCGGUGGCGGCUUUCAGCUCGCGUCUGCCGGGGCGAGGAGACUUCGUGGGGACGCGGCCCCGGCUCCCCUCUUCCCCGCAGCGGAGGCGGCUCCAUGCUACCGGCGGCUCCGUCGCGCCCCUCAGCCAGAGGCCGGACGAGGAGGCGGCGGCCGCCCGGGGGGCCUCCCGAGAGCGCCCUGAGGCCGCCGCCCGAGGCCUGAGAGGGACCCCUGCCUGGAGUCGCGCGAGGGGAGAAUGGCGAACCAGCUGGUGAUCCUCAACGUCUACGACAUGUACUGGAUGAAUGAAUACACUUCCUCUCUUGGAAUUGGAGUAUUCCAUUCAGGAAUAGAGAUAUAUGGCAGAGAAUUUGCUUAUGGUGGCCAUCCAUACCCUUUUUCUGGGAUAUUUGAAAUUUCUCCAGGAAAUGCAUCUGACUUGGGAGAAACAUUUAAAUUCAAAGAAGCUGUUGUUCUUGGAAGUACUGACUUCAUGGAAGAGGAUAUAGAAAAAAUUAUAGAAGAACUUGGAAAAGACUUUAAAGGAAAUGCCUAUCACUUAAUGCACAAAAACUGCAAUCACUUUUCUUCAGCUUUUUCAGAGAUUCUCUGUGGAAAAGAAAUUCCUCGUUGGGUGAAUCGCCUUGCCUAUUUCAGUUCCUGUAUCCCCUUUCUCCAAAGUUGCCUACCAAAAGAAUGGCUUACACCUGCAGCUCUUCAGUCAAGUGUAAGCCAAGAGCUUCAGGAAGAACUGGAAGAAGCAGAAGAUGCAGCAGCAUCAGCUUCCUUGCCAAAGUCAGCGUCAGGGGCAAGAACUGGACAUCAUGCUAAAAUAUAGGUUUAGUCCAAGGUUUCAUUACACUGAAGCCUUUGGAAGCCUUGUCAGUAACUGACUUCAUUACAGAACCUCAGAGAGUGGCCAUUUUAAUGUCUUUGGUAUGCAAUUGAUUCUCCAGCUCAAGAUGAUGGUGUUCCACUCAGGAUUUUAUACGUAGUGGGUAAAAUGUUUAUGGGGGAAAUGGGAAGAACUUAAGGUGGAGCUGCUGUCUUGAUUUUCAUCUAAUCAGCAAGCCUGGACUAACUGAGCAGAAAUUAACUGUUUACAGUAUUGUGUGCUGCUGUUUACAAGUCCCAAAGGGACACCUGCCAUUGAAAGAUACAUUUUAAUCAGCUCAAUUAGGCCUACAUGACUUCAUCAGCCUUAGUGGAUGAAUGACCAGCUUUGUUUGUUGCUACCUUGGAAUUGGGCAGGACAAAAUAUUUCACUUCCAACUGUUGCUGAUAAUGAAGCAGGGGAAGAUGAAUACUAUGUGUAAACAGGGUACAUAAUUGUCAAUACAAAGAAAUCUGUCCUAGUAACCAAGGAGGUUACCUUAGUAUGUAUCUGAGAAUAUCUGUUCCUAAAACUGACUUCUCUGUCAGUUUUUAUCCACUCAUGCUGAGUGAAUUAAUAUUUUACUACAAAGCUGAGUGUGUUCUCUCUGGUGUCAGAUUUCAGCCUCCUUUUUGCCUCAUGUUUUUGUCUGACUUAGAGAUGCAAAACGUCAUACUGAACAUCAACAGCCCCCCCCCAAAUUAAGAUCAAAUAACUGCUGUUUCACAUUACCUAGAACUAAGGGGGAAUACAGAUGAAUCAUGCAAUUAGAUAUUAACAUUAGAUAACAUAACAUGGUAACAUUUGGUUCAUGACUGAACUCACUUUAGCAGUGUGAGUUUUGCAGCUAACUUAACCAGAUAUAAGCUGCUGCUUAAGAGAAGAGUCUCUUAAUAGAAACAUGAAGAGAAAUAGAAAGUGCUGUGUUUAGUUUUCCAUCAGCAACAUUCAACAACUACAGGGAAUGCAAAGGUUUUCUCCAACUUCUUUCUCACAACAGAACCAAUGACAGCUAUAGGUGAGUUACCCAGAUGUUUCUUUUAGUGACACAGUUUUCUUAACUAUGUUAAUCUAAUAGCAACUAUCAAAGAUAAAUUGCAUUCAUCAAGGUAACAGAGGAAUUCAUUCUAUUUGGUAUCUUUCCCCAAUGUUAGCAUGUCUUCUUCAGGGAGAAGGAUACAGUAGAAUUAAUAGCAAAUUGGAAUAGGUUUUAGAUUUUUAUUAUACAUGCUGCCUUAAGGAUCUUGCAUUUAACUGGGAAGAGGCCAACUGAAAAUUAUGUACAAACGACGGUCUGGUGAAGAAUAUGUAAAUAACUCUUAUAUGUGGUAUUACAUUGCUGGGUUUGUUGAAUAAACUCUUCAGAGUAGAUGACAGAGUCAGCUAAAUUGGGAGGUAUUUUGUUGCUGCACAUAUUGGACAACCUGAAGAAAAGAGGGCUAGUUAAUUUGUUCAUAAAUUUACAUUAUGUUCUGGCAUAUUAUUUUACAAAUACAAUCCCACUGAAGGUAUAAAAAUGCUAUUGUUUCCAAUUAAAAGGGCAUUAGAUAUUUUUACAUACACUCAUUUGAGGGAGACUUUGUUGUAAACAAAACUCAGGUAUGCAACAUUAUCCUGUUAAAAGUCAAACAAUAAUAAUUCUCAAAAAUGUGAAAUAAUGAGCAUGUUCCAUAUUUUAACCAGCCUUUUUAGUAAGAAACUAAAUUAUCUUUAACAGUGCCAUUAUGAUUGCAUUUUAACCAUUUUUGUUUUGUCAGUAGCCAGCACAUUCUGCUAGGUUUUUUUUUACGCCACGUUUAACCCUACCCUUUCUUCUUUAAUUUAUACUUUUUGAUUGAGAUUCUGAGAAUUGUACCCUUAUGAUUGACAAUCUACUCACGAUUGCCAAAUUAUAUAAAGCAUUUCUUAGUAGAAUGACAAUGGGAUAGACGAGAGGAUUUCUUUGAACUACAGGUGAAGUGGAAAUGGAAUUUUCCAUCUUGGAUCUGAAGCUUUUAAUGAAGCUCAAAUGUUAACAAGAUGAGCUCUGAUCCAGAGCUGCCUAUGUGCUGAAAUGCACACAGCAUUCCUCCAUUUGAAAACCUCCCAACUUAUUUCAGUGGAAAGGGCAACUUGGUAAACAUAUUUAUUGACACUUAAGGAAUUAUCACCUAUGUUGAGGCCCUUGUGAGGACUUAAUGAAGCAGUUGUGCCUACAUCUGAUUGCUGGAUUUUGGUAAUUCUGUAGCUUGUCAUAGUUGUUUGGACAAACAUUAGGAACUAGAUUAAUCUCAGUCAAAUUUUUAUCAAAAAAAGGCCUUUGUUCUGCUCAUAUUCACAGCACUGUAUAUGAUACACACAUACUUCCAUACACAUCGGUAGCAUGCAAGCAAUGCAAAGACAUACACUACACAGUAAGUACAGUCAUUUUUUAAUAAAUAACUUGGUGGUUCAUUUUGAAUAUGAGUUCCCUGUUAAGCCAUUUAGUAAUGAUCAUAGCGCCAUGAACAAACUUACCAUUUGAACCUUGAAUUUGGUACAUCUUAUGAAGUGGUGGUAGUCUUAUAUCUUACCACAUGUGCUAUGCUCGGUCUCCACUUGAUUCUUUAAAACAAAUAACCCUGCCAAAGGCUGUUCUCAAAGCAAUAGUUCAAGUUACCUUUCACCAGCAUUACUACUCAGCAGGGAGUACACUGUCUGCCAGUGGCCAAAGUGUGCAUUUAAAAACUAUAACACUAUUCUCAGCUAAGAGAAUACUGGAUAUCUGUGGGGGUUUUCCAACAAAAACAAACGGGUAGAAUAAAUACAUUCAGGGUUCUCUGAUCUGUCAAAUUCCUAAUACUUGAUUAUUUUUCUUUAAAAUAGAUUACUGUUGUUUGGUGUUCUGUCUUACUAAAGCCAUUUUUAUUAAAAUGUCACUCUUUAUUCAGGAAGCCAAAAAUAAAAUGCUACAUUUUGUCAGUUUGCAUCAGUAAGCUGUAUAAUGGUUUGAUUAUAACAAUGCAGUGGGUUUCCUUUUGAAAACAUGCAAUAGAAUUGUAAUCACAAUUGAUAAGAGAAAUUUCACUUUUAGACAGUUAGAUACUGAAUUUUCACUGACACACUUUUUGUAACUUAAGAUAAGUUUACUGUAAUGCAUAGUAUUUGUAUGAAAGUCAGAGAAUUUGACUUUUGUUACUUUGACAUGUCAAACUAUUAUAAACUUGAAUCCAUCCAUUUAUUAAAGAGAAGUUUUUUAUAGAACAAA